Phymastichus coffea is the source of this 1492-nucleotide messenger RNA. RefSeq lists its product as uncharacterized. Lineage: Eukaryota; Metazoa; Arthropoda; Insecta; Hymenoptera; Eulophidae. Gene Ontology annotation, molecular function: serine-type carboxypeptidase activity. Bases 45 to 1295 code for a protein of 416 amino acids. The transcript has 9 exons. Gene Ontology annotation, biological process: proteolysis. The record is from RefSeq and is a predicted model, not a curated record.
CCGAGAGGAAUAUUGAUUUUUAAGAGUAUUCUAAUGUGGUUGUAAUGAUUCAUUAUUAUAUUAAAGUAUACUUUUAUUUUUUUGUGCUCAUAACAACUACUUCAGCAAGGCAAGGUUUUGGGCCAGGAAACCAAGAAUGGGGAUAUGUAACCGUAAGACCAAAAGCUCAUAUGUUUUGGUGGCUUUAUUAUACAACCGCUAAUGCAGAUUUCAAGUAUGAAACUAAGCCCUUGAUAAUCUGGCUCCAAGGUGGCCCAGGAGGCUCAUCAACCGGGAUUGGCAAUUUCCAGGAAAUUGGUCCUCUCGAUGUUCAUAUGAAAUUGCGAAAUUAUUCAUGGGUGAAGGAUUAUAAUUUAUUAUUCAUAGAUAGCCCUGUAGGGUCAGGAUUCAGCUAUGUGGAAUCUGCCGACCUUUUUUCAAGGACUAAUUCGGAAGUAGCAAAAGAUCUUUUAACUUGUAUUGCAGGAUUCUUUCGUAAUAUGACGGUAUUCACGAAAACACCGACGUAUAUUCUUGCCGAAUCGUAUGGUGGUAAAAUUGGAGUUGAGUUUGCUAAUUUGUGGUUUAAGGAUCAGAUAAAAGGAAAAAUUAAAAGUAAUUUAAGAGGUGUAGGCUUAAUUGACUCAUCUAUCUCUGCUAUUGAUAAUUACUCAUUUUUUGCGUCAUAUUUGCUACACUUUGGUUUUAUAGAUAACAGUGAAUUUCAUGCCAUUGACAAAGUAGCUAAAAAGCUAGAGUCAGCAGGCAAAUCAACCGAAUGGAAAAAAGUUGUUAAUCUUACGUUAGAAAUCGAAAAUUUAAUUGGUAAUAUAACUCACGACAUGGAUUGGUAUAACGUGCUCAAGGAAGUUAAUUUAUCGCCAAAGCAUUCUAAUGAUGAAUUGAAUGAACUGAUGAAUAAUAAAGUUAAAAAAGCGUUAAAUUUGAAAAAUUUAUGGAGUUACCAAAGUUUUUACGUUUUCAUGUCUUUGCUUGAAGAUAACAUGAAACCGGUAGUUCACCAAGUUGAGCAGCUGUUGAAUGAAACUUCUCUGAAAGUUUACGUACUAACUGGACAACUAGAUUUCAUUAUCAAUACACCAGGUACGCUUAAAUGGAUCGAUAAAAUGAAAUGGAAACAUACUCAUCAAUGGUUAAAAACUCCUCGAGCCCCUUUAGUCAUAGAUAAUGUGGUUGAAGGUUACAGCAAAGCAUAUGAUCGUUUUAAAUUAUUUUGGGUAAAUCGAGCUGGACACAUGAUUCCGGUUGAUAAUCCGGUGGCUAUGAGAAGUAUUCUGCAAGACCUCAUAAAAUAGCAUGAUUUCGUCUAUAUUAACCACUACGAAUAAAUAUUGUGAUGACAUUUUUUAAAAACAAUGUUUUUAGAUUAAGUUAUAAAAAAACAUUUAAUAACAUUGUAAGUUAUACUUAGUCUAGAUAUUAACGAUACAUUACUUUCAUAACAAUUUUUAACGUACGCGUACAUAAUGUGCGCGUAUAUACAGUAAUUUAU